AUGGCCGACGCGCGGCCAGCUUCCGACGUCAGGCGGCGCCGGUCAGCGCAUCGCGGUCUCUCCCAAACAGAGAAGGCAGUAGUAGAUUCUUUCCAAGACUCCCUCACAGAAGAGUCGUACCUCGGUGCUCUCAACCCCACCUCCUUGCAAUGGAGUCGUGUGGAUGAGAGAGAAGGGGAGGAGGAGGAAGGGUGGGGAGGAAGGGGGGGGGAAGAAAAUGAGCUAGCAGACAGAGCAGUAGCGGCCGUGUCUGAACAUGAAUGGGAGGAGAUCCCGAGGGGCAUGCUGCAGGGGAGAUGGCAGAACGUCUCCCUCUCUUCAUCCUCCACCACUGCAACCCCCUCUCCCUGCCCCUCCAUUCGCUCCUCCUUUCCUUCUUCCUGCCCCUCCUCUUGCCUUCUGAACUCCCCUUCUCCCUGCCCUGACCACGCCAACCGCUGUGCCUCAAACGCCGACUGGCGGGUGUAUGCUGAUCGUUCUCGCCCUCCUCCGUCUCUCCCUUGGUCCAAAGGCAAAGUAGCAGGAGGGGGCAUGACUCCUAGGAUCGGAGAGACACCCGCAGAAGCGACAGCAGCAGCAGCGGGACCGGAAGGAGUGUUGUUAGUGGCACCGAAUGCAGUUGACCAUAUGCAGACGAAAAGGAUCAUGACCACGCAGGCAAGCCACGGGACCACCACCACGCGCCUGCCACGUCAGCUGCGGGUCCUGCUGCCACGUCAGUGGGAGGUACUGGAGGCGGGCAAUCAGCUGCUCCUGCUGUGGGUCCACCUGGAUUUUCAUUCCCUGCCUCCGCUGCCACGUCAUCUGCAUGUGCGUGGCUACACACUUCAGCAAGCCUCUGUUGCCUCUGAGCCGACCGCAGCAGGAGCCAUGCAAGCAGCCGGCAGUGCAGAGCCGGUGCCACCGAGACCCCAUUCCGUCGCCACCCAGUCACCUGUGCCACCACUGCCACCUGUAGCUUCUGCUGCUGAGGCUGCUGUUGGCAGCAGCAUGAGUGGAGGGGUCGCAACAGUAAGGGGCGCAACUGUUGGUAUUGGGGCGGUGGGGGGUGGCACAGCAGCAAUAGGAAGCGGGGCCCAGCAGGCCCAUCAGGCACAGCAGCGGCACCAGGAGGAGGUGCAGAGAAUGGUGGCGGCAAAGCGGGCGGCGGUGCAGAGAGCAAGGCAGAUGGGCGCCACAGGGCUUGCCCAGGCUGGAAGCUCCCCUUUCUUUUCUUACGUCUUUCUUCCGUUUCUCGGCAAUGCAAUGCCGUUCCUCCCCCGCAGUGCUCUUAUUGCCCCUCCUUUCAUUGCCGUUCCGUCCACUUGUUAUCUGCGCAUUCUCGCCGCGUGCGCGCUCGGAUCGGGUGCCGCCGCGGGCGUUGCGGUAUCCAUCAUGGAUCCCAAGACCUUCAGCGCGCUCUCAUUCGCGGCAACGGACUACAUGACGCCAUUCAUCCGCCUGCUCGACCCGGAGACGUCGCACCAGCUGGCGGUGCUGUCGGGCGAGUGGGGCCUCACUCCACGCGACUUCCGCCCCGACCCGCCCUCCCUUGCCACCACGGUGUGGGGGCGGCGCUUCAGCAACCCCGUGGGCAUGGCGGCGGGGUUUGACAAGGAUGCGCGCUGCGUUGACUCCAUGUUCGCCCUCGGGCUGGGAUUCACCGAGAUCGGCAGCGUGACUCCACUGCCGCAGCCUGGAAACCCCAAGCCAAGAUGCUUCCGCCUCACAGAGCAGAAAGCUGUGAUAAACCGGUACGGCUUCAACAGCGCAGGAAUCGCUGACGUGGCGGAGAGGCUCGGCGCGUGGCAGGCUCGGCGGCAGCAGCAGGCAGCGCAGGAGCAGAAACGGGCAGCGGACGGGCAGGCUCCAAAAAAAGAGAACGUGGUGGAGGAGAGAGUGAGGGACGGAGUGCUGGCUGUGAAUCUGGGGAAGAACAAGACGAGCGAGGAUGCGGCAGGGGACUAUGUGAAGGGCGUGCACGCGCUGGGGCAGUUUGCAGACGUGCUGGUGGUGAAUGUGUCCUCCCCCAACACGCCCGGCCUAAGGAAGCUUCAGGGAAGGUCGCAGCUGCAGGAGCUGCUGCAGCGGGUGCAAGCAGCGCGGAACGAGAUGGAGUGGGGCAAGGAGGGUCCGCCCCCUCUGCUGCUCAAGAUUGCCCCUGACCUCACCACUGAAGACAUGUCUGAUAUUGCUGCUGUCGCCCUCUUCCUCAAGAUUGACGGACUGGUGGUGAGCAACACGACCAUCUCCCGUCCUGACAGCAUCCUGGGUCUGGUGAAUGCGGAUGAGGUGGGGGGCCUCAGCGGCAAGCCUCUUUUUGAGCUCUCCACUGCUGUGCUGCGCCAGAUGUACUCGCUUACUAAGGGUCAAAUUCCCAUCAUCGGCUGUGGUGGCAUCUACAGUGGCGAGGAUGCUUAUAAGAAGAUCCGGGCGGGGGCCUCAUUGGUCCAGCUGUACACCUCAAUGGUCUUCGAGGGAGCUGGGGUGGUGCCAAAAAUCAAGAAAGAAUUGGCCGAAUGCCUCGCUCGUGAUGGAUUUGCGUCAGUGGCAGACGCUGUGGGGGCGGAUCACAGGGAGGCAAGCAAGGGAUUGUAG
Messenger RNA from Closterium sp. NIES-65, 2577 nucleotides. NCBI's taxonomy places the organism in Eukaryota, Viridiplantae, Streptophyta, Zygnematophyceae, Desmidiales, Closteriaceae. The record is from the annotation of a GenBank genome assembly.